Messenger RNA from Didymella exigua CBS 183.55, 615 nucleotides. RefSeq lists its product as uncharacterized. The transcript has a single exon. Gene Ontology annotation, molecular function: metal ion binding. NCBI's taxonomy places the organism in Eukaryota, Fungi, Ascomycota, Dothideomycetes, Pleosporales, Didymellaceae. Gene Ontology annotation, biological process: protein histidyl modification to diphthamide. The record is from RefSeq and is a predicted model, not a curated record. Bases 1 to 615 code for a protein of 204 amino acids.
AUGGCGUACACACACAACUACUACCACAUCCUCGGCCUCGACGCGCCUGGCCCCGCGUCUCCGGCCGCCCGCCCCAAGAGCGCCGAGCUGCGCCGCGCGUACAGGACUGCGCUGCUCAGGGCGCAUCCGGACAAAGCCAGCACGACUGCGACCGCGACUGCAGCCAAGGCGGAGCGAGGGCAGAGAGGAGAAGUAGCAGGAAAGGGAGGCGCCGCAUACACGGUCGACCAUGUCAGAGAGGCGUUCCGCGUCCUCGACGAUCCGGCGAGCAGGGCGCGGUACGAUGCCUGGGUCGUCACGACUCCGCACUUCCUAUCCUCGUCUGCGGGGAGUCACUUGGGUACCGCUGCAGCUGCAUCGGGCGUGCAGACGCUCAGCGCGGACUUUGUGCUUGGCCUGGAUGUGCUGGAUCUCAGUGACUUCCGCGAACUGGACUCCGGCCCCGAACAGGAGGUGGAGUGGUGCCGCGCGUGUCGGUGUGGUGAGCAAGUGGGGUUUCGUAUCCGAGAAGAGGAUCUUGUGGAUGCGGAGCAAAGGGGCGAGGGGGAGGUGCUUGUUGGGUGUCAGGGGUGUAGUUUGUGGGUCAGAGUUGGGUUUGGAGUUGACGAGGGCUGA